CCGCCACUGUACUUGGACAGGCGGGGCCUGCGAUGGCACCGCCAGACGUCGACAGUACUGUGCGAGGGCACGGGAGCGGUCGAUGGUACGCUAGAUGUGCAGACUGAGGACGACCGACCGUUGCUAGGCAGUACCAGUACAACAACGGGCGGUGGUCCAGCACCCGAUCAGGGGACGAUUUCAUCGAACUCGGCUGCCCGCGGCAGUCGGAUACUAUCUUCUGGUAAAGAAGUAGGCCCGAAGCCGAACUCGUCGACCACAGGAACAGGAAGUACACCGGACGGGCCUGCAAGAACUGUAGUUCCAAGCCGGCAGGACACGAAAAGCGUCUCCGCCUUUCUCGGCCGGCUCCCCUGGAGCCCGCGAGCGGAUUACCCGCUCGAGACGCAGUUGAAAACGCACGCGGUAGUAUGCAAGAAAAAAACUGUGUAAGUGUAAGUCUGUCAUGCAAGAAGACAUGAUGCAACACUGUUCCACUUGUCAUGCUAGCCAGCCAUGACGUCCUAUUUCAUAAAGAGUUUUCACGUACUGUCUGUGCAUGACAGGAUCACUUUGUCAUGCAGAGCAAAUUUGCCAUGCUGUCACCUGAAGACAACUACACUAACGCAGUUUUUUCGUUCCAUAGCUAGCGUCGAGCGUGAAGGCGUUCCAGGACUUGCUUGGCGACGAUGUGGAGAAGGAGUUCCGGAAGGCUGCAAUCGACAUUCGGCCGACUUCUGUGCACGACUAUUCCGCCCAGAUUUUCCGCACCCACUUAUGGCGUUCUCAAACGUUACAUUCUCAACUGUUACAUGAUUUGACAUGCAAAAUGACCAUGAGCCACAAGACGAUCCAGCUGCUUCGCAUGACAAGUUCUCGAGUGGCUAGCCAGCGUCUAAAUCUGUGCCAAAUCUGUCAUGCAAGACGCGCAAGCUCCCUCCUUUCACUUUUGCCAUUCUUGCAUCACAAAUUCAUUUAACAGUUGAGAAUGUAACAGUUGAGAACGCCAUACCACUUCAUCCAGUAUGAGGGCGGGAAGAACUACAGCAACGACCCCGUGUUCAGCUGUGGCGAUGGGUCCACGCUGUGCUCCGACCUGAUCUGCCCCAUGUACUGGGCGCCCUGGGACCUGGUGGAGAUCGCGGACCGGCAGAAAACGCCCUGGGACAUUGCAGACAGCAAGUUCCAGAAGCCGAUCAUCCAGUGCGAGUUUGCGCACGCCUGGGGCAACAGCUGUGCGUCUUUGGAAAAAUUCUUUGCAUUGUACUACGACGAAAAGUACCCCAGCAUCCAAGGCGGCUUCAUCUGGGAGUGGGCCGAUGCGCAGCUGCAGGUGUGUGACGACAUGCGGAAGCGGUACGAGAAUGUCACCAUUUUUCCGCCACCAGCGGCAAGGAGAAGAGGCAAAAGCGGUGCAUUUCGGCGGAGUAAAAGGAAUUCGCAAAAUUGUAACACAACCAACGGGCCGCCGAUAGCGCGGCAGGGAGGUGGUGAGAAUAAGGUUAAAGAUGGGCAGGACCACCACCAACAUGCGGGACGAGAAGUAAAACAACAAAUAAACCAGCUAGAGCCGCUUUUGGGCCGCGGUACAACUAUAAACGCCGCAGCCGCAACAUCUUCUGUCGAUGUGCAACAUGCUGUGAUAAGCAGGAAGAAUUCGAAUGAUAACGUUGAAAGGUGUUUCUACGGUGGCGAUUUUGGUUCGACGAGCGGCUGGGAGGACAAUAGUUUUGUUGCGGAUGGACUGUUGCACGCGAAUCGUAUCAACGCGCACCCAACGUACUACGAAGCCCGGUCUCUGCAACGGCCGGUUUUCUUCCGUUUCUCUUCGAAGAUGCACGAGGGUAGUUGUUCCUCUUCUAAAUUCUCGGUUUCCACGGUGGCCGUGCAAAACCGCUUCGACUUCUCGACAUUGAAAAGCGUCGAUUUUUUCGUCGAGAUGCGAGACUCGAUCUUGUCGCCGAACGGAGAUCAUGAAUUGGCGACCGCCCAAACGGUGUUGCUACCUGUGUCACUGGAAGAUCCCGAUGUGCAGCCCAAGCAGUGGACAAGCAUUAUCCUGCCCGACCGCGACACGCUGGCGCGCCUCGCGACGGCCAAAAGCAGUGGGAAGCAACUACUAGGACCCCCGGAAACAUCAAGUACUAAAGUAGACAGUGACCCCGCCGGGUCAACUAGUACUACAUCAGCUGGCUCAGCACCUCGUGGACUGCUCCUGUUUGAGCGCAAGUGGCGCCCAAGACGGCUCUUUGCCGUGUACAAUGCGGCCGCGGAACGGAGCAGCACCUUGCUGCAGCGGCUGGGGUCACGCCUGGGGUUGACGCGGGAGGAUUUGUUGCUCGGCGAGGUGUUUUUCCCCGUUUUCAAGAAACACGCGGACGAGCUGUUUCAUUGUCUAGCAUUCCGCGAUUUUAACUUGGCGCAGUCGCGGAAAAAGGCAAGAACGGUACAACUGAACACGAUCUCUGAGGGGGACGAGCAGGAAGAGGAACUACAGUCGACGCUUGUUGAUAAUUCCCUAGGAACUUCUGACACAACCGAUGGGAACAUGAAUAACCCACUGAAAUUCGAUUUACCUGCUCCUCCUGAAGAAGAGGCAUCUUCAAACACAGGUCGUUCUACUCCUGUCUCAACAUCAUCCGGGCUCACUCUCGUGGAGAACGUGCGGCUGCAUCCUAGCCAGGAGGUUCUCAUAGAAAAGAUCGAGUACCACUUUGUCCGCGCACCGGUGGAGAACGACCGGGGCGGUAUGGACGUGGAACUGUGCACCGGGGGCCGCUGGCUCGCGCACUACGUCUUCGAUUUUUUGGCAAAAAAAGUCACGAACAAAGCGCACGCGGUUCUCUCCUACGCCUGGCUGUGGCUGAAGGUUUUCAAACUCUUGCCCAGGGAUAAAUUUUUGGUGGAGCGCGUGAAAGCCGUCGAGAAGAAGGAAAAGGAGAACUACCGGAAAAAUCGGGUGCCUUUCAACCCAAACGUCCUUUUACAAAACGUCGAAGAGGACCACGACGACGGCAGGACGAGAACAAGUAGGCUGCGGCACAGCGGUGGCUUCCGUGUGACAUCCGUGAAGGGGCAGCCGGGUUCUUCCGGGCAGUUGUUGAGCGGUGCAGCAGUCGUGUCCUCUACAACAGGCGUGAAAGUCGACGCGAGCUACGUGGUGAAGCUCCGCAGUGAGGUGUUGAGUGUGGAUUUGAAAACGACCGUAGUUUCAAAACAAACGAAGACAAGCACAGCACCUCUUACAGCGACCGCCAGCACAAGGAGCCAGCCUGCUGCUCCUCCCGUAGAAAUUGCCAGCCGAGUGCUCGCCUUCUCAUGCGAAGUCGACUUGACCACCUGCGUCACGGAGCAUUUGCCGCGGGUCGGCUUGCGGUUCAAGCUGCCAAAGAGGUAUAACGCCUAUGAGUACUUCGCAAAAGGCCCGUAUGAGAACUACGCGGACCGGCACAGCAGUUGCACGGAAGGCUUCUUCACCGAAGACCUGCGUACCAAAGUCUGCCCCUACGCCAAGCCGCAGGAGUUCGGGGGCAGGUCGAGCGUCAAGUGGGUCCGGUUUCCGGGUGUAAUGGGAAUAAAACUGGUGGAGGACGAUGAAAUAGUAAGUGGAGCGGGCAGAACCAGAAAUUAUAACUCGUCGAGGAAUGUUGAUAAUGAUGAUGGUCCUUGUGAUGUCUCAUCGCUCUGUUCGGUCUCGCACUACAGCACUGAGCAGCUGGCCACGACGGCGCACGCCCAUGAUUUGGUACCGGAGGACGCGACCUGGGUCUGCAUUGAUGUGGCGCACAUGGGGGUCGGAGGUGUCGGCGGCAAGGGAAACGUGUGGGGGUUUGACCCCCAGUUCCUGUUGCCGCCAAAAAGGCUCUGGAAAUUUACCGUGGAGGUGCAUUUCUACUGCUAGGUAAGGGCGCUGGUUGCAAAAGGCUUUUUAGAAGAAGGAGCGCACCAGGUACAAGAAACUGAACAGAGCGUACUUCCUACUCGAAGCCCAUUGAACGUCAUUCCAUGCUGAGGCUGCUACUACGUUACUUUCAUCCUGCAACGCGCGCAAGAGUUAGAAUCGACCUGGUUGAUAUGAGCUGAGUGGUGUACUAGAUGGAUACAAUCGCCUAUCG
This is a messenger RNA of Amoebophrya sp. A120, 4094 nucleotides long. NCBI's taxonomy places the organism in Eukaryota, Dinophyceae, Syndiniales, Amoebophryaceae. The record is from the annotation of a GenBank genome assembly.